Rhineura floridana is the source of this 4742-nucleotide messenger RNA. RefSeq names its product TBC1 domain family member 2 (gene TBC1D2). Lineage: Eukaryota; Metazoa; Chordata; Lepidosauria; Squamata; Rhineuridae. The transcript has 14 exons. Bases 472 to 3267 code for a protein of 931 amino acids. The record is from RefSeq and is a predicted model, not a curated record.
AGAGGACAAAAAACAUAGGCAGCCGUAUUGAUCUAAGAGGGGUGGGAGAAUCUAUAGUUGGGCAAUACCUUUAUUAGGACCAUCUGAAGUGUCGCCGCAAAAUAAUGAGCAUGCUUUCGAGAUCUCUAGAAUAAUUCAUCGCCAGUCGGAAAGAGGAAUAUUUCUUGGGGAAACGGCACAAGUAACAAGACGGCCCCAAAGAAGGGCGCCCCUCCUGCUUUUCCGACCAAACAGAAAGCAGCGGAAUGCAUUGUGUUAUUUUUCCGGCCGCCGCUCAGAGCCAGCGUGCCAACGCCGGGACUGCCUGGCACCGCCCCGCUCCUAGCCCGACCAGGAAGUAGCUGCCCGCUCGCUCCUUGCACCAUCAGAGUUGCUGCCGUUUGAUUAGGAAACGGAUCGGGCAUUUUAUAGGAGCGGCGGCUAAAGUCCCCUGUUUGGAAAGAAGCAACAAGAUCUGCCCUGCAGGGGAGUAUGGAGGCAGAUUCUGAGAGCAGAGAUUGCCUCGUGGCUGGAACGUCAAGUAAGUCAGAAGAGGGAAAAGCAGUGCUGGACACUGGGAGCAGCAAGGAUUGUGCCAUAGAAGGAGAUGGGCCUCCUUGCCCUGAAGACUGGGAAAAUGUAUCUCUGAAACAUGGCAAGGAAACCCACAAGAAACAACUCUGUGGCUAUUUAAAUAAAUUUUCUGCAAAAGCACCAAUCAAGGCCUGGAAGUCGCGUUGGUUCUUCUAUGACAAAAACAAAUGCCACUUACUUUACUACAGGACAGCGCAUGACGUCAACCCUUUGGGGAGCAUAGAGAUUUCCAGUGCUAGCUUUGAUCUUAAGGUGGGAGCAGAUGAGGGCGUUUUUGAAAUCAGGACCCCCAGCAAAGAAUUUAUUCUUAAGGCUGUCAACAAACCAACCAUGAUGUACUGGUUGCAACAGUUGCAAAUUAAACGCUGGGAGUUCUGUAAUAACCAGCCUAGGAGUUUUGUAGAGGAUGACACUGAUUUUCCUCCGCCUGUGAAUGAGGCUGAACUUGACAAUGCAAAGACAGAACAUGAAUUUUUACCCCCUGUGAAAACGCCCACAGAUGUAGUUGGCAUAGAGGCAGACCCUCUACGAGCACCACAGCAGCCUUCUGUUGCUCUUCAGAACAUCUCUCUCAAGCAUCCUUGGAUUGAAAUACAGAACAAGGUGCAUAGUCUUUGUGGUAGCCGGUGGAACAAAAGGGACAAUGGGGGCGUAUCUGGUUUUGAGAGGAUCCAAGAUGAUCUUGAAAAUGUAGCUGAUGAAGAGCACUUACAAGCAGAAGUGGGAGAUACAGUCACAGCAGAGCUGCAAAAAGACACAAGGAUGACGCUAAAGGCAGCUUUGGUUAGAAAAAACAAGAAGACAAACAGCAGUUUCCACCGCUUUGUUGAAGGGACAGGAGAGGAGAAAGCUUCUCUUCAGCACCAAGUUUUGGUCCUUGCAGAGGAAAUCAAAUCUCAGAAGGAGUUGGUUAAACUUCUCCACAAAGCCCUGGAGGCAGCCCAGCAGGAGAAGCGAGAGUCCUGCAGGUACCUGGCUACGGCAAAAGAGGAAGACAGACUGGAAUUGGUGCGGCACAAAGUGAGGCAGAUUGCUGAGCUGAACAAACAGGUUGAAGUGCUGGAGAUGGAGAGAAAAGAGCUGGAGCAGGGCGUCGCUUUGAAGGAGGAGCACAUCAGAGAGCUGAAGGUCCAUGUGCAGGUCUUGAUGGACAAAAACCAAGCAAAGCAACAAGUCAUCCUGAAGCUGACGGAGCAACUUGCCAGAGACAUGCCCGAUUCUGUUGGGGAGGCAGAUGCCAUUGCCACGGAGACCUUGUAUAAGCAGCAGGAAGAGAUUGAGCAUUUGAAGGAUGACCUAGAAGCAUACAAGACUCAGAACCAAUUUCUGAACUCUGAAAUCCACCAGGUUACUAAAAUCUGGAGCACAGUGGCCCAGCGAGAGAAGACCCUCCUGAUGAAAUGUGCCCGUCUGCAAGCCCACAACUGCCAGAUUGAAAGCAAGUAUCUGAUGAUUCUGCGGAAAUUGCAAGGACUACCAGACUUGGCCAGUGAGCAUGUGGAAAUGCUGAAGGGUCUCAUACAGGAGGCACUUCAGUGGGAUGUGAAGGAGGAAGCUGUGAUCCCUAUACAGCUGAGCCCAAUCAACCAAUAUGACGACUAUGGGUUUGUGACAGUUCCUGAGUGUGAUGCUGCAGACUGGAAGCUUCUGGCAAAAAUUCAGGCCCUGGAGAUCAAAUCCAGUAAUCUCCUGAACCAUGAGGGCAUGGAGAGGCCUCUCUUUGACCGGUGGAAUAAUCUUGGAGAACUGACUCCCUCGUCAGAGCUAAAGAGCUUACUGCGCUGUGGUGUCCCAGCAGAGCACCGCCAAAGAGUGUGGAGAUGGAUUGUGAGCCGCCGGGUACAGCACAUCCACUCUCCUGGCCAUUAUCAAAACUUGCUCAAGAAGUGCGAAGUUGCUGAGCACCCAGCUUCCCGACAGAUUGAAUUGGAUCUGCCCCGCACACUCACUAACAAUAGGCACUUUAUGUCACCUGCCUCCCCGCUUCUUCCCAAACUUCGAAGGGUUUUGCUUGCAUUCUCUUGGCAAAAUCCCACCAUUGGUUAUUGCCAGGGAUUGAACAGAUUGGCAGCCAUUGCCCUGUUAGUUCUAGAGGAGGAAGAAAAUGCUUUUUGGUGCCUGGUUCAUAUCACUGAGAACCUGAUGCCUCCAGAUUACUACAGCAACACACUAAUAGGCUCACAAGUGGAUCAAAGAGUCUUCAAAGACUUCUUGUUGGAGAAGCUGCCAAGGCUGACAGCUCAUCUGGAGCAGCAUCGAAUUGACUUGGGCCUCGUGACCUUCAAUUGGUUCCUGGUCAUAUUUGUAGAUAGUCUUGUUAGUGACAUCCUCUUCAGGGUUUGGGAUGCCUUUCUGUAUGAAGGGACAAAGGUGAUAUUCCGUUAUGCCUUGGCAAUUUUUAAAUACAAUGAAGAAGCGAUACUGAGGAUCCAGGAUAGCCUGGAAAUUUACCAGUACUUUCGUUGUUUUACCAAAACCAUCUGUGAUGGCAGGAAACUGAUGAACAUUGCCUUCAGCGACAUGAACCCAUUUCCCAUGAAGGUGCUACAAAAUCGGCGCAGCGUGUACAGAUUAAAACUGGAGUCUGAGAUGACAGAACUGGAGCAGAUAAAAGCCCAGUAUGCUAAGAAACAGGCAGAACAUGCUGACAGUAAUCCAAAUGGAGCUGUGAGUGAAGAUGAAGAAGAGAUGUAACUCCUGUUUCCUUCUUUUCAGUUUGCCUUCAGACAUUACCUUUUCACAACGUAUGAAGGGGAAAAAACCAAAAGACAAACACUGUUUGUGCAGUGUUAACACUUCCAACCCAUGAGCAAUGAAUGAAGAUGCACUAGUGCAGUGAUUCUCAAACGGUGCGCCGGGGCACACUGGUGCACCGCAAGAGGUGGCUAGGUGUGCCGCGAAUAUUGUGAAAGUAUAUUAUUAUUAAGUUAUUUUUAUUCAUAGUUUAAAAUAUAUUAAUAUAUUUUUAAUUUUGUACACCAAGUGCACGAGAAAAUUUUUAUAUGUUUUACAGUGCGUCACGAACCAAAAAAGUUUGAGAACCACUGCACUAGUGUUUGUUGAAGCCUCUGGAUUGGCUAGGCCCACUUAUACUACAGGCCUGGCCUUCUGCCACUGACUAGUUAACAGCAGCAUCUUAUGCCUCCUGCAUUUCAGGCCCCAGCAUAGCUGAUCUCAGGAACUGGGUUUAAGAAUACACACUCCAGGUCUGGAUUCAGGUAUGGCUCCUGAGGCCUACCUGGAUCUGGCAAAUGCUUGCCACUGUGUAGUUUAGCUUGGUCCACAGAGGUGUAGUGCGACUUUGGCCUUCCUGUUUGGACUAGCACUCCAUAGCUAUGCACGUCUGACUCAUGUCUGCCUAGCAGUUUUUGCUGGCCUCGAUGCUCUUUUGCCUAUUCCUGUCAGUCUUGGCAAGUUUCUUGGAGUGUAGCACGUUGCUCAUGCUUUGCCAUAUUCUGAGUCAUAAACUGAAUCUGUUUGUCUCUUACAUUCCAUGGAAAUGUCAUUAUAUCCCUUAAUUACUAAUUCCUUUUAAAUGCAUGGUGUGUGUAUCCAUUUGCACACACCCCAUUUUGACUGCACUGACUUUCUGUAUUUAUUGCUGUGUAUGCUAUUUCCUUCUAACUCCAAAAGGGGUUCCAUACCAAUUCCCAAAUGUUUCAGGAGGUCCAGGAUUCACAAACAACUUUUAUUUAGUUUUGUUCCCAGUCAGUCAUGUCAUUCUUUGCCUUAAGAGCAUACUGCUGGUCAAAACAAUGUUCUUUCUUUACAAAGCAAGUAAAAUUAAAUCAUGGUUGCUUUUGAUGGAGGCCAUUUAACAUUUUUAGGCCACUGGUAGAGCUCUGGAAGCCUCAGGGAGUUGCUUUAUGUGAGGGGCAGGAAACUUUGCCAGACUGAGAGCUACAUUUUCUUCUAGGCAACCUUCUGGGGGGGGGCACAUUCACACUAUACAUUUGUUCCACUAUUAUUCCACUUUAAACAGUCAUGGUUUUCCCCAAAGAAUCCUGGGAAGUGUAGUUUGUGAAGGGUGCUGAGAGUUGCUAGGAGACCCCUAUUCUCCUCACACAGCUACAAUUCCCUGAGUACUUUAACAGUCAGUCCUUUUCCCCAGAGAACUCUGGGAAUUGCCGGCCUGUAAGGGGACUAUGGCUAUCCUAACAACUCUCAGU